Messenger RNA from Papilio polytes (common Mormon), 1516 nucleotides. RefSeq lists its product as uncharacterized. Lineage: Eukaryota; Metazoa; Arthropoda; Insecta; Lepidoptera; Papilionidae. The record is from RefSeq and is a predicted model, not a curated record. Bases 434 to 949 code for a protein of 171 amino acids. Gene Ontology annotation, molecular function: carbohydrate binding. The transcript is spliced from 5 exons.
UAUCGUUUUUAAAAUUCCUGUGUAUCUUUUAAAACACUUGUGUCUUUGUUCAAGAAACCGUGUUAUCUUAUAGUCAGUUAUAAAAAUACCUACAUUGUUUGUUGAUGUAAGUAAACGACAGGAUUAUGAAAUUUCUCGAGUGCUAGGAUUCCACCAAUCAAUAAAAGCGUAAGAGCGCCGGCGCAAGCGCCUCUUUUACACAUAGUAUCAAUAUAAUUCAACGCGGAACUAUCGAUACUGUGUAAGAACAAGUUUUCUCAGUGGCAGUGCAACGAAAGCCACAUAACAGUAGUGUAUGUAUGAAUGAACAAUCUGCUCCGCAGUUCAAACUGAAGUCUCGCAGCUAACUACACGCGCAGUGACGUGCUAGCCGUUAAACCGGAGAUGUUUCAGGUCUCGCGUUGAAAAUGAAGAAGUGGAUGUUAGCAGUCGUAUGAAUGGUAACAGUCAGAGAGCUCCCCCUUGGCCAGUAACCCAGUUAAAAAACGAAAUCAUGUUUGUUUUACCAAAGCAAUUGAGUGCAGGUGAUCAGAUCACUGUUGCUGGCAACAUGAUCAAUAACCCACAAACAUUGACAGUGAGUCUUAUAACAGGCAGUAUGUCUCCUGACUAUCAAAAUAUUGCAUGCCAACUAGAAGCAUCAUUUCCAGCCAAUCCCAUAAAUCCAAACCGAUUACAAUUGAAAGUUAUUCAAAAUGGUUCAAAUGAAACAAUCCCUGGAGAUUAUCAAUCAUUUCUUGCUACAGAAUUAUUCACAGACUUGAGCUUCAAAUUUGGCUUCUCCCUAAGAGUAAGUGGAAGCUAUCAAAGUGGACACAUAUUAGAAAUUUAUGUUGGUGAAUCAUAUUUGGAACAAAUUAUAUUAAAACAUAACAUAGAUGAUAUAAGAUUCUUGUCAUUGAGUGGUGAUGUUGCUAAAGUUGAAGAUUUAGAAUUUAAGUUUGCAUGAAAACCAGACAUAGUAAAUAUCUACUUAAAAAUAAGUACUCAAAGUACACAAUUCAUUAUACUUGUGUUUAAUAAUUUUUCUCUAUAGCUCCUGUAAACCUUUGUAAACAAUGUGUAUUCUUCAAAGUGUUUUAAAGUUUUUUUUUUAUAUUUGACAUAUUUUCUACAUUAUUUAAUGUUGGUUAAAUAAUGAGACAAAAUUUCUUCUUUAUUUUUUCAGUUUUAAUGCUGGCCAUAAUAAAUUAUUUAUCUUUUAUUUUGUGACUAUGUAUAGGAAAUAGUAUUAUGCAUUUAUUUUUUAAUUAAUUACACUCUGUAAUUGUACUACAUUGUUGAUUUACCUUUUAUUAUUCCCAUUUAAUUGUUAUUUAUUUGGAUAAGAAAGGUAGUAUUAAGAUUUUGUUUAUCCCACCAUCAGUAAAUACAAUUUUUAUUUUUAUUUAUGCAUUUAAGAAACUUUAUUCCGAUUGCAAGUAAAGCUUACAGCUUAUUUUAAUUUAAGUAUUAUUUAGUGGAAUAUUUGUGCAGCUAUUUUUGUUUUUUCUUGUGUUAUGUUGUAGUAACAAUU